AUGGUUUCCCUUAGAAAGUUGGCGAGUGCCAGGGCCCCCCUUAAGAGGCUCCGGGCGUGUCCUGCACAUCCCUUAGGAUGGUUUCCCUUAGGAAGUUGGCGAGUGCCAGGGCCCCCCCUUAAGAGGCUCCGGGCGUGUGCUGCACAUCCCUUAGGAUGGCUUGGUCGUCGCCCUGCGUCUCCCGAAGGACGCUGCUUAUGGGCAACUGUGUGUCUAUCCUGCCUCCCUUAG
Molecule: messenger RNA, 231 nt
Organism: Prunus armeniaca (apricot)
Lineage: Eukaryota; Viridiplantae; Streptophyta; Magnoliopsida; Rosales; Rosaceae
Source: the annotation of a GenBank genome assembly